This is a messenger RNA of Trametes versicolor FP-101664 SS1, 552 nucleotides long. RefSeq lists its product as uncharacterized. NCBI's taxonomy places the organism in Eukaryota, Fungi, Basidiomycota, Agaricomycetes, Polyporales, Polyporaceae. The record is from RefSeq and is a predicted model, not a curated record. The transcript has 8 exons. Bases 1 to 552 code for a protein of 183 amino acids.
AUGCCUCCUCGCACCUAUCGUGCACGUGUCGAGGAGACUCUGUCCAGACUCGCCAAAUCCGGGGAAACCACCGUGGCGUAUAGCGUCUUAGUUGACCGGAUCGUCGCGGCAAAACGAGUCAUUCAUGAACCCGUCGGCAGAAACUAUACUAAAUACAUCCACAAGGUGGUUGUGAAGGAGGCCCAAGCUCAUCGUCUUAGACUUCGAACCAUCGGCGACACCAAGAUGGUCAUACUGAGCGAGGACGGCAAGGACUUUUAUGUGGCUUGGCGCGAAAGGAUUUGUGUGCCCCGCGGGCAUGGCCUCGGAGAAAAAGCCGCUCUGCGAGCGGAAUAUCUGCGCCUUGCUGCAAUUUUGGGUCAAAUUGUGGCAGCGUUUCAAGGACAUGCCUCACCCGCACGCCUCUGGGAUAUCCGGGGUCUACCUGAUUUGGUCCGUGAACAUACGAAUGUGCUCGAGGACCUCAGAGAGCAAAACGAGGAGGCGAUCGGGCGACUGGUCCGGACUCGCGAGAAUGUCCUCUUCUUGGAUCCAACCUACUUCGAUGAUUGA